Molecule: messenger RNA, 11753 nt
Organism: Xyrauchen texanus (razorback sucker)
Lineage: Eukaryota; Metazoa; Chordata; Actinopteri; Cypriniformes; Catostomidae
Product: cell adhesion molecule DSCAML1-like
Exons: 33
Coding region: 1-6429 (2142 amino acids)
Biological process (GO): homophilic cell-cell adhesion; dendrite self-avoidance; axon guidance
Cellular component (GO): plasma membrane; axon
Molecular function (GO): cell-cell adhesion mediator activity
Source: RefSeq, a predicted model, not a curated record
AUGACGGUUCCGCGGAUGGGAGGAUACGAGAGGCGGGACCAAAGUCUUCCCCGCUUCUCGGCGCUGGCGAGUCCGGGACUAGGGCUGGAGAGAUCGCCGGGGAGCAUCGUCACCACUCCUGCACGGAGCCUCGCCUGGCCAAAUACUGCACAGUGCACACGUCGGGAUUGCAAAACAUUCCUGAGAAAUAUACCUGCUAUUUAUGGCAUGUGGCUGGUAACUUUACUCCUGCUGUAUUCUUUUCAAGAAGUGCACAGCGAGGAUGUGGUCUCGACGCGGCUGUACUUUGUGAAUGCUUCCCUGCAGAGAGUGACCUUCUCCAGCUCAGUGGGGGUGUCCCUGCCCUGUCCUGCGGGUGGCGCCCCCCAUGCCGUCCUCCGCUGGUACCUUGCCACGGGCGACGACAUCUACGACGUGCCACACAUCCGCCACGUUCACGCCAAUGGCACGCUGCAGCUCUACCCCUUCUCCCCCUCUGCCUUCAACAGCUUCAUUCACGAUAACGACUACUUCUGCACUGCCGAGAACCAGGCCGGCAAGAUCCGCAGCCCUAGCAUCCAUGUCAAAGCAGUGUUCAGGGAACCCUACACGGUUCGCGUGGCGGACCAAAGGUCCAUGCGGGGCAACGUGGCCGUCUUCAAGUGCCUCAUCCCCUCUGCUGUGCAGGAGUACGUCAGUGUGGUGUCCUGGGAGAAGGACACUGUCUCCAUCGUCCCAGGUAAUAGGUUUUUCCUGACAUCGUAUGGGGCCCUCUACAUAUCUGAUGUUCAGAAAGAGGAUGCCCUCUCUACCUACCGCUGCAUCACUAAGCACAAAUACAGUGGAGAAACCAGGCAGAGCAAUGGAGCUCGUCUCUCUGUGCUAGACCCCACUGAAUCCACGCCUUCUGUGAUGGACAGUUUCCAGUCAGGGGAGGUGCAGGUGGGCCGCAGCAUAGAGCUGCCCUGCAUCGCCUCCGGUUACCCCAACCCCACCAUUCGCUGGCUCAAAGAUGGGAGGCCGUUGCCCGCUGACUCCCGCUGGACACGGCGACUGACCGGUCUUACAAUCAGUGACCUUCACCUGGAAGACUCGGGAAACUAUAUCUGUGAAGUCACCAAUAGCUUUGGCUCCAAAGAGGUCACGGGACACCUGAACGUCAUCGAGCCUCUGAGAGUUACACUAUCUCCCAAGAACCUAAAAACAGGUAUCAGCAGCACAGUGAUCCUGUCAUGUGCUGUGCAGGGCUCACCCCACUUCACAGUCUCCUGGUUCCGCAACACAGAACCCAUUGUGCCUGACCAGCACUUCUCCAUCCAGGGGUCCCACAACGAGACCCUCUUCAUCACAGCUGCCCAGAAAAGACACUCAGGGGCAUAUCAGUGCUUCGCCACCCGCAAGGGUCAGACAGCCCAGGACUUCUCCAUCAUACUUCUGGAGGACGGCACCCCACGCAUUGUCUCUUCCUUCAGUGAGCGCGUGGUAGCCCCUGGUGAGCCCUUCUCCCUCAUGUGCGCAGCCAAAGGCGCCCCUCCGCCCACCGUCACCUGGACGCUGGACGAUGAGCCGGUAGCGCGGGACUCGGCGCACCGGGCCAGCCAGUACACGCUCUCCGACGGUUCCACGGUCUCGCAUGUCAACGUCACCAACCCGCAGAUCCGCGACGGGGGCGUGUACCGCUGCGCCGCACGCAACUCGGCCGGUAGCGCCGAGUACCAAGCGCGCAUAAACGUAAGAGGUCCUCCCAGUAUCCGGGCCAUGCGGAACAUCACAGCCGUUGCUGGUCGCAACACCUUCAUUAACUGCCGUGUGAUUGGCUACCCCUAUUACUCAAUAAAGUGGUACAAAGAUGGGAUGCUGUUGCCAGACAAUCAUCGUCAGGUGGUGUAUGAGAACGGCACUCUGAAACUGAGCGAUGUGCAGAAGGGCAUGGAUGAGGGGGCCUAUCUGUGCAGUGUGCUAAUCCAACCCCAGCUCUCUAUCAGCCAGACUGUCCAUGUCACCGUGAAAGUUCCACCUCUCAUUCAGCCCUUUGACUUUCCUCCCACCUCCAUCGGUAAGCUGAUGUACAUUGCAUGUGUGGUGUCAUCGGGAGACAUGCCGAUCCGGAUAACCUGGCGGAAGGAUGGGCAGGAGAUAGUGUCAGGAACGUCAGGAGUUGCUAUAGAGACCAAGGAGUUCAUGAGCUCCCUUCAGAUCUCCAAAGUCUCGCUCAAACACAACGGGAACUACACCUGCAUUGCCAGCAAUGAUGCAGCCACUGUCAGUUCAGAGAGACAACUCAUAGUAACAGUUCCCCCUCGUUUUCGAGUUCAGCCCAAUAACCAGGAUGGGAUCUAUGGAAAGUCAGAGGUUCUGAACUGCUCUGUGGAAGGGUAUCCUCCUCCCAAAGUCGUAUGGAAGCAUGCCAAAGGUAUAGGAAACCCUCAACAGUACCACCAAGUUCCACUGACGGGUCGCAUCCAGAUCUUGUCCAAUGGUUCACUGCUGAUCCGUCACGUCCUAGAGGAAGACAGAGGAUACUACUUGUGUCAGGCCAGCAAUGGAGUGGGCUCUGAUAUCAGCAAGAGCAUGAUGCUUACUGUUAAAAUUCCAGCCAUGAUCACAUCCCAUCCAAACACCACAAUGGCCAUAAAGGGGCAGAACAAGGAGUUAAAUUGCACGGCCCGGGGUGAGUACCCCAUCAUCAUCCGCUGGGAGAGGGGUGACACUGUUAUCGACCCCGACCGCAACCCUCGAUAUUCCAUCACCACCAGCCCCAACGAGAAAAGUGAUGAAGUUAUCUCCACACUGAAGCUGAAGCCAGCCGAGCGCGGGGACUCCGUCUUUUUCUCCUGCCAUGCCAUCAACUCAUACGGCGAGGGCCGAGGGCUCAUCCAGUUGACAGUGCAAGAGCCCCCUGAUCCCCCAGAGUUGGAGGUGCGAGAGGUCAAAGAUCGCAGUAUGAACCUGAGGUGGACGCAACGAUUUGAUGGCAACAGUAUCAUCACGAGCUAUGACAUAGAGUACAAGAACAAAUCCGACCCAUGGGAGCUGAAACAUGCCACACGGAAGAUCUCUCCCACAAACAACCAGGCCAACAUUGUGGAGCUCCAUCCAGCUUCUGUGUACAGCAUCCGCAUGUACUCUUACAACAAGAUCGGACGCAGUCAAGCCAGCAAAGAGCUGACAAUAAGCACAGAGGAAGCACCUCCUGAUGGGCCACCUAUGGAAGUGAUUCUUCAGCCAAUGACCUCUCAGAGUAUCCGUGUGACUUGGAAGGCACCUAAGAAGGAGCUCCAGAACGGAGUGAUCCGGGGCUAUCAGAUCGGUUAUAGGGAGAAUGGGCCAGGCAGUAAUGGUCAGUACAGUAUAGUGGAGAUGAAAGCCACAGGUGACAGCGAAGUGUACACGCUGGAUAACUUGAAGAAGUUUGCUCAGUACGGCGUGGUGGUCCAGGCAUUCAACAGAGCCGGAACCGGACCUUCCAGUUCUGAGAUCAAUGCCACCACACUUGAAGAUGUUCCCAGUCAGCCUCCCCAGAAUGUGCGUGCCAUUACUGUGACAUCGGACGAGGCGGUUAUCACAUGGUCCGAGCCCCCGCGGAUGACCCUGAAUGGGGUUCUUAAGGGCUACCGUGUGGUGUUCUGGUCCCUCUACCCCGAUGGAGAAUGGGGAGAGAUGCAGAACAUCACCACCACUCGUGAGCAGGUGGAGCUGAAAGGUUUGGAGAAGUUUACAAACUACAGCGUUCAGGUGCUGGCCUACACACAGGCAGGGGACGGCGUCCGCAGCAAUGUUCUCUACAUACAAACCCGAGAAGACCACCCUGGUCCUCCAGCAGGCAUCAAAGCCGUGCCAUCUUCUACCAGCAGCGUGGUGGUCUCCUGGCUUCCCCCUGUCAAGCCCAAUGGUAUCAUCCGCAAAUACACAAUCUACUGCUCCAGCCCUGGAUCGGGCCAACCGGCACCCAGUGAAUAUGAAGCCAACCCUGAGCUGUUGAUAUAUCGAAUCACCCACCUGAACCGGGGUCAGCAGUACCUGAUCUGGGCGGCCGCCGUCACUACUGCUGGUCGAGGCAACAUCAGCGAGAAGGUCACCGUUGAGCCUGCUGGCAAAGCUCCUGCUAAAAUUCUGUCUUUCGGUGGAACGGUGACCACCCCAUGGAUGAAGGAAGUGCGGCUGCCAUGCAGCUCGGUGGGCGAGCCGACACCCACCAUUAAAUGGACCAAAGACAGUGAGGACACCGCCAUCCCGGUCACUCAAGACGGUCAACGUAACAUCCUUUCAAACGGAACCCUGGUGCUGCGCUCCGUUAAAGCCGAGGAUUCAGGGUACUACACCUGCACAGCCACCAACACGCUGGGAUUUGACACAAUCAUCGUAAACUUGCUGGUGCAAGUCCCUCCGGAUCAACCCCGUUUGACCGUGUCCACCACCUCAACUUCCUCUAUCACUCUGGCCUGGAUCCCUGGAGACAAUGGUGGAAGCUCCAUCAGAGGUUUUGUGUUGCAGUAUUCAGUGGAUAACACUGAGGAGUGGAAAGAUGUCUUCAUCAGCUCCAGCGAGCGUUCCUUCAAGUUGGACAACCUGCGCUGUGGCACAUGGUACAAAGUCAAACUGGCAGCCAAAAACAGUGUGGGUGCUGGCCGCAUCAGCGAGAUCAUUGAGGCUAAGACCCACGGCAGAGAGCCUCAGUUCAAUAAGGACCAGCCACUCUUUACUCACAUCAACUCCACCCACGCCCGACUUAACCUGCAGGGCUGGACGAGCGGCGGCUGCCCAAUCACGGCUGUCCUUCUUGAGUUCCGUCCCAAAGGCACCUGGGCCUGGCAGAGCGUGCGCACCAAUGCUUCAGCUGACAUUUUCCUUGCCGAGCUACGUGAGGCCACCUGGUACGAGCUCAAGAUGAAGGCAUGCAACAGUGCAGGCUGCGGCAACCAGAGCUCCCAGUUCGCCACGCUUGAUUAUGAUGGCAGCACUAUUCCUCCCAUUAAGUCAGCGCGAGGGGAAGGGGACGAUGUUAAAAAGCUCUUCUCCAUUGGCUGUCCUGUCAUCCUGGUCACAAUGGGCAUGGCUCUGCUCUUCAUUAUCCGAAAGAAACGCAAAGAAAAGAGACUCAAGAGACUCAGAGAUGCUAAGAGUUUGGCUGAGAUGCUUAUCAGCAGUAAGAACAAUCGAAGUUUUGACACUCCAGUGAAAGGCCCACCUCAGGGACCCCGACUGCACAUAGAUAUCCCCCGUGUACAACUACUCAUCGAGGACAAGGAGGGAAUCAAACAGAUAGGUGAAGACAAGGCCACCAUCCCUGUCACGGACACUGAGUUCAGCCAAUCAGUAAAUCCUCAGAGCUUCUGUACAGGCGUGUCUGUGCAUCACCCCGCCCUCAUCCAGAACACAGGCCCUUUGAUUGACAUGUCCGACAUCAGACCAGGAACCAAUCCAGUAUCGAGGAAAAGCGUCAAAUCAGUACACAGCACAAGGAACCGCUACUCCAGCCAGUGGACAUUGACUAAAUGCCAGGCGUCUACACCUGCUCGCACACUCACCUCAGACUGGCGGACAGUGGGCUCCCAGCAUGGCAUCACGGUCACAGAGAGUGACAGCUACAGUGCCAGCUUGUCCCAGGACACAGAUAAAGGACGUAACAGCAUGGUGUCCACUGAGAGUGCAUCCUCCACAUAUGAGGAGUUGGCCCGAGCAUACGAACAUGCAAAGCUGGAGGAACAUCUACAGCACGCCAAGUUUGAGAUCACAGAGUGCUUCAUCUCAGACAGCUCUUCUGAUCAGAUGACCACUGGAACUAAUGAUAACGCGGACAGCAUGACGUCUAUGAGCACGCCGUCUGAACCGGGCAUCUGCCGCUUCACCGCCUCCCCACCCAAACCACAGGACUACGACCGCGGCAAGAACGUGGCAGUGCCCAUACCUCACCGUGCCAACAAGAGUGAGUACUGUAACCUUCCCCUUUACAUGAAGACGGACCCUUUCUUCCGGAAGAAGGUGGAGGUCCAUGACCCCUGCCCUGUUGUCCCGCCCCGUGAGGCAUCCAUCCGGAGCCUCGCUGCACGGGCCUACCACACUCAGGGCCGCCACAUGACAUUAGACCCCUCCAAGCAGCAGGCCCUGACGCUGGGCCACGGUGGCCUGAGCAGCCUGACCAGCUCAGGAGCCUCUGGUACAUCAGGACCAGCCUCAAGCGGGGCUGCUGGGAGCUCCAGCAUCAGCUCAGGAACGGCCACCCUGCCCCAGAGGACUCUCACCAUGCCCAGCACCUCCUCAGCUCUGAGCGGGGCAGCCGCUGUUGGAGCAGCCGCCAGCGGGAACUCCUUAGGGGGCAGCGGCCUGACACCCGGGAGCUCAAAGGUCGGGGGAUCCAGAGACUCUCUGCUAGAGAGCAGCUCGUCUGGCCUGGGCAGACUGCAAAAGCAGAAUGCUGGGGCGUACUCCAAAUCCUACACACUGGUGUAGCUCCCACACACACAUAGAACGUUAACAUACACACCUGGAGUCUGUCCGUCGCAGGGCAGGGGCGGAACUGAGCAAUGGCGGGACUUGAACAGCACAGGGGUCUUUCUCUUUGUCACCUUUCUCUCAAUCUCUUUUUGCUUUUCUUCUUUUCUUCUUCACUUUCUACAUUUAAAUUUAUGCAUUUGGCAGACGCUUCAAUCCACAGCGAUUUACAGUGCAUUCAACGUCUACAUUUUAUCUGUUUGUGUGUUCCCUGGGAAUUAAACCCAUGAUCGAGGCGUUGCUAGCGUCACACUCUACCAGUUGAGCUACAGGAAUCCUGUUUUAUCGCUGUUGUUCUAUCUCAAGCCUUCUUCCUGGAUUAAAUAUGCCAAAACCCAGGACCUUUUUCCUCUAUUUUGCCUUCUUAUUUUGUCUUUUUUUAUCAUUACUUUGCUUCUCUCUUCUUUUCUUCCUCUCUCUCUCUCCUCUCUGUCUUCACUCUCUCUGUCACCUGGACCUUAUGCACGAAAUGCUUUCCAUGUGCAUUUGUUCAUUUGAUUUCUUGAAUUCCGAAAAAAGGACAGAAAAGUGGUUUUAAGAGAUAUAUGGUUUCACAUUAGCCUGUCUAGAUGUUUUUCAGGCUGUCGAAAGUGUCUCUUUUAAUGUCUCUUGCAUAACUUCGUACUGUAACGCAUUGCCUCGGAAAGCUUAUGCAUUAACAAAUCCACCACGGUGUCCACCUUUCGCCCCGUCCUGUUCCACAUCAGAAAAACAGCUCGAAGACGACUGUCUUAACCGCCUGAAUCUAGUCUUUGGGAUUUUUUUCAUGCAAUUGAUGACACAGUAUAAAGUGUUAAUGACUAUUUUGUAAACAAACAAGAAAAAGUGACAAAAAAAAGAAGUCUGGAGCCAUUUUCACAGAGGAUGUAUGGUUACUGUACUUUUAGGUUUGUUCGUUUGGUUUUCUAUUUUAAAUAUUUAGAAUUGAAGCACUAAUGAGGGUCAGGUGGAUCCACUAAGCUUUCUCAAGCUUGUUUGUAUGUGUGGUGUGUGUAUGUGUGUGUGCAUGUAUAUGUGUAAAUAUAUAUGUAUACAUGUGGCCAGCACACACCUUUAAGGGUCAUCUCAAUCAGGCCUGCACAAUUGGGCUCUCGGCAUCGUGUAUCACCAUGGAGCCGGAGGAGUGUCGCCAACUCUCUAGAGUCCAGAUGAAAAGGUAGGGGGUGGGAUGGAGAGAGUAUGUAAAGGGUAGACAAAUCAACCUUUUCUCUUCACAAUUCCCUGUAAUAUGAAAGAAAGGCUCUUGUUUUUGCUGUUUGUUCAUUUGUUUGUGUUUGAUGCCAUUUACUUAUCACCCCUCCUCCCACAACCCAGACUUCCCCAAAACAUUACCGCUUCCUCUGUCUCACUGUGAACGCCUAACAGCCUCUCCUGAAUAGACAGAGUGCUGGAAGAAAGGCGGGAAGAGGACGAGAGGUAGGGAGUAAGUAUAGGCAGAUAGAGAUGAGGGCCCAUGAACCGAAAAGGAGAAAUAUCUGCCGUUGCUUAAUAGAUUUCCUGUGUUUGAUAAAUCGUUUCUUGUUAUUCUUUGCUUUCCUUCCCCAAACGAAGACUCUAGUGGCCGUUCCUAUUCGAAGGUCUUAGAGACUUUAGCUUUAGGUAGCGCAGGGGUGGAUAAAGGAUGGAAUGAGUGAAAUGUGGGAGGGAAAAAUGAGAGAAUGAAGAAAAGACUUAUAAUUCAACCCCUGAACAAAAUCAAACAGCAUCUCCCCCUCCUUCAUUCACUCAACUUCCAAAGCAAAGCCCCGUCACAGAGAAACUUCCAAAAAUCAACAAACUCUCCCAAUGAUUUCAAUGGAAAAAUACGUAUUACAUCAGGGCUCCUGCAAUACAAAAGAAAAAAAAAAGAAGAAAAUAUAUUGCAAUGUUUGUUGUCAAAAUAUAUACAUAUAUAUUUCUAUCUAAAUAUAUAGUAAAUAUAUACAUGGUGAAAGCAGAGAUUUAAUGCCAUAUCUAAUUGAGAAAGAACAUUUUUAUUUAAAAAAAGAUUUGAAGACAAUCGCUCAGUGGGAAGUGCAGCAGUAAGCCAGAGGAGGUGUUGAUCAUGAAACAAUGAGAUAAACGGGUAACAAAACCAAGAGAGAUUGAAAAAGUACAGCAGAGGUUGUGCUUUGACAAGGUGGGAGUUAGAUUGGGCAGCAGUCAUCUUGAAAAGAACUAUGAAAUUCAAUGGCCCUGUCCGAAAUGCGGUUGUCCUCCGAGUCUACACUUCGCUGAUAUUAUGUCCCAUAGACUGUCAUAUAGUAUUAUGCUGUAGAGUUUGAAUCAUGAAGUCUUGGCGAAGGGGUUCAUCAAGGGCACAUUGCAGGUGUUUUUGCAUUUAGCAGAUGCUUUUUCAUUGUUUUUGAGUAGUUAACAAGUAAACGUGGUAGAUGACCAUCUUUGACUGUUGCAACGUGCCUCAAAUUUUUUUCAGUGGCACGUUUUUGGACGCAGUGUCAAGUUAAAAAAGGACUUAAACUGUUAAAAACAAGUCUCGAGACACCAGCGAUCUGUUCUAUUCGAUGUGCUGCUGAUGUGUUGUCAUUUUUAGCGCAAGGACUUGUUUGCUCUGAACAGCCCGUUACAGUGCAUUUGUGCUAGGGCUGUCGUUUUAACACGUUAAUUUAGUGUGAUUAAUUGUUUGAAAACUAACGUUAUAUAAAUUAAUGCAAUUAAUUCCCCACUGACUAUGCAUACAUUUUGUAACAAGAAAUGUUCCUACUAAUGGUGCAACACAAGAUUGAAGUAGCAAUCAGCAGGGGGCAGUCAGCACAAUUCCAGCCAUACAGGCAACGUGCAGUUGUACAGGCAAAAAAGGCACUUAUCGGAAGCAAGCAGCACAAAAUAAAGGAGAGUAAAGAAGCCUUACAUCAGGACACAUUCUUGUGUACAAAUGCAGUGGGAGCACAAAAGAAUGCAGGGGUAUCGAGAUGCUUUUUUCAAAGUUUCACGCUACAUUUAACUUGGCACAACUACUUAAAAAUGCAAUGUUUUUAGCAUGUGAUGGUGGAAAUCAAUAAAACAUAAUGCAAAAACCAAGAGAGAUUGAAGAGUGAUGGGCUAUGCCUAGUGCAAGUCUGCAAGACAUCAAGUACACCAAGUGCAUCAUUUGGGACAAGGCCAUUGGUGUAGUCACCCCUAGCUAACUUCCCAUUACCGUUAUAACAAGCCAGUGUAACAUGCCUGUAUAACAUUAUCCGUUGAGUUCCAACAGUAUGAAGGACAGUUGCGAGAUAUUUAUGGACGUUUCCAAACACACUCUCUACAGUUGCUUGGAAACAAUGGAAAUUUGCCACUGCGAAUCCAGCUUGUAGAUGUCUGAAUCCAUUUACAGUAUGCACCAUCUCUACUGCCAAAUGAGUAGUUUAAAAUACCCUUAGUGCUUUGAGAGCUUUUCUUCAGGCCCUUAAAUGGAUAGUUCACCAGAAAAUGAAAAUGCUUUCAUUUACUCACCCUUAUGUUGAUCCAAUCCUGUAUGGAAUGCAAAAGGAGAUGUCUGGCGGUAUUGUCUCAUUCAUCAUUCACAUUUAUUGCAUCUAUUUUCCAUACAUUGAAAAUUAAUAGUUCUUUUUUUUUUCAUGGAAGGAAAGUCAUAUUGGUUUGGUAAAAUAUAAUGGUGAGUAAGUAAUGACCACAUUUUAAUUUUGGCAUGAACUAUUCCUUUAAAUUGAGAUCUCUUCUGUAACUUUGAGCAUCCAAGCUCCAAGCUCUUUCAGCACUUCUGAUAAGUCAGAUUUUAUAUAUCAGGGGAAAGUUCAGAUUAAUUUAUGUACCAGGUAUUUAUUGGUUUCAUAUAACACCCAACCUUUACAAACUUCAGUACAGGAUAUAGCACACAUUUAUAGUUAUUCAGCAGGAUUCAGUUAUAUGCAGCCGCCUGAACAUAUCCCAUGUUAGCAUGAUUGGAAUCAACAGAUACCUCAAAGGUACAGAAAAGGGCCAUGUUGUGUUGGGUUUAAAAUUGAGCUGAUUGAACGACUAUAUAUCUUGAAUGUGUUUGUGGCAUAUGACGAAAACCUGUUUGACUUAUUAGGAGAUGUUUUAUUGGUGGCUUUAUUAAUUAGGAUUGCAUUACAGUGCAUCUAAAGUUUGUGUAAGAUAAAUUCUUUUGAAAACCCAGAACUAAGCCAGCUGAAACAGAGUUGUGAGCAUGUGGAAUGUGGACUUUCUAGAGUGUUUUAAAAACAGUGAAAGAAGUGUGUUCCUCUUAUUGCUGCUCAAAUGCCCACUGACUGGGUUAUUGUGUCUGAUGGCAGACUUGCCCAGUGCAUUUUGCCAUAAACAGUUUUCAUUAGAUUUAGAACAAUAUCUAUAUCAGUAUUCAAUAUCCAUGCCUUUUCAGGUGAAUCAUCUAGUGAAAUAUUCCCUAAACCACCACAGAAAGCCCCACAUGGCUCAUGUUUUUCAUAUUUAAAGGUCAGUUGCUGACUUAAAGGAAAUUAAAUUUUUUUGUUGCAUUAUUUAUAAACAAUAGAUGUAUCCAACUUAGAUUUCGUUUUGUUACAUGAUGUUUUAUGUAAAAUAAAAAAAUGCAGUUUUGUUGCGCAACGGGGCAGGCCUGUUUAGCCAGUUGAAUCAGGGACCCCCAAGCUCCAAUUAAUCACAGGAGAAGCUGUGUGGAUAUUGGGCAGAGUCAGGAAUAAAACUCCACCCUCACAUUUCCCCACCUUAAUGAACUAACUAGCCCCUUUUUCUUAACAAAUAUAAAUGUCCUGCUAUACCCAAUACAUCCCUGUCAGCAUAAUUUCUAAUCUGCAAAUAAAUACUCUUGUAUAUACGAAAAUGUUUUGUAUAAAUAAUUACUAUUUUCGACAUCUCCGUUAGCAACCAGGGCACAGUUAUGUCUGGUUAAAGGUAUAACUUUAAAUGUGAGGGGAUUAAAAAGCCAAAAAAAUAUUAAAAUCUAACAAAAAAUACUUUUUGAAUGGGGCAUAGAGACCCAGACUGAAAAGAUGUCUGGCAUUUGUUUUAUUUUCUCCUUUUUUAUAUAAUUUGUCUUAUGUUUUUACUCAUUUAUGUUGUUGGCUGUUUUGUUUGUUUUUACUUUGCUUUUGUUUCUACCUUUUGGUUAACUUGAAGAAAAAUGGCAUUGCAUGCUCUGAAUAUUUUGCUGGUUAUUAAAAGAAUAAGGAAAAGGAGACAAAUAUCUUAAAGGGGGGAAAAAAGUUUAAAAUAUGUGGAGGGGGAUUCUUAAACUUUUAUGGAAAAAGUUGCUUCAAUUUGCAAUUGCUUGUGUUUAAAUAUACAGUUUUUUUUUCUAUGAAAACAAAACAAAAACUGAAAAAGAGUACUCCAACACC